Messenger RNA from Chinchilla lanigera (long-tailed chinchilla), 1245 nucleotides. It is a transcript of the gene Hmx1, whose product is annotated as H6 family homeobox 1. Bases 76 to 678 code for a protein of 200 amino acids. The transcript has a single exon. Gene Ontology annotation, molecular function: DNA-binding transcription factor activity, RNA polymerase II-specific; RNA polymerase II transcription regulatory region sequence-specific DNA binding. Gene Ontology annotation, biological process: negative regulation of DNA-templated transcription; regulation of transcription by RNA polymerase II. The record is from RefSeq and is a predicted model, not a curated record. Lineage: Eukaryota; Metazoa; Chordata; Mammalia; Rodentia; Chinchillidae. Gene Ontology annotation, cellular component: nucleus.
CACCCUGGGAGCCAACCAUUAUGCCCCUCUCUUCCUGCAGCCAGCGACCGGGACUCACCGGAGACAGGCGAGGAGAUGGGGCGCGCAGAGGGCGCCUGGCCGCGGGGCCCCGGGCAGGGCGCAGUGCCCCGGGAGGCGGUGGAGCUGGCGGCUCGAGGCCCGGCGGCCUGUGGGGAAGAGGCAGUGGAGCUGGCAGAGGCCCCGGCGGCCGUGGCGGGGGAGGCACGCGGCGGAGGCCGCAAGAAGAAGACGCGCACGGUCUUCUCCCGAAGCCAGGUCUUCCAGCUGGAGUCCACCUUCGACCUGAAGCGCUACCUGAGCAGCGCAGAGCGCGCAGGCCUGGCCGCCUCGCUGCAGCUCACCGAGACGCAGGUGAAGAUCUGGUUCCAGAACCGCCGCAACAAGUGGAAGCGGCAGUUGGCUGCCGAGCUGGAGGCGGCCAGCCUGUCCCCACCGGGCGCGCAGCGUCUGGUCCGUGUGCCCGUGCUCUACCACGAGAGCCCCCCGGCUGCACCGCCUGCACCGCCCGCUGCGCUGCCGUUCCAGCUGGCGACCCCUGCGCCCGCGCCACCCCCGCCGCUGCUCGGCUUCUCCGGGGCACUCGCCUACCCGCUGGCCGCCUUCCCUGCCGCUGCCUCCGUGCCCUUCCUGCGGGCGCAAAUGCCAGGCCUGGUAUGAGCUGUGCGUGUCCCUGCCGGUCGCCGCAGUCCCCGCGGACGCUCGACUGGUGGCGGUGCGCACAGGGAGCGGGGCGGCUCCCUGGGGCUCCUAGGUACCUUGAGGAGGACGCGCGCAGCUCUGGGGAGCCCUCCAGAAUGUACUGGGCGACUGGACUGCAGCUCCCCACCAGCCACAAGGUUGGAGCUCUCGCUGGGAAAAGGGACCCUGCAAGGAUGCUGGCUCUAGGCGCACAGCCCAGGAGCAACUUUGGGCUCCACUGCGAAGGAAGAUGCCUCACGGGCUACCCCAGGGGCUCCGGGUGACUGCCCCACAGUCAUUCUGACCCCAGCACAAAAUAACUCCUUUCCUGGGACUACAGCGGAACGUAGACAGCGACAGCGGCAGGUCACUGGGUGGGCUGUGACCAGCGCCUUCCCUGCCACCGAGGUGGAGGGGGCCCCCAGUGUUGGACCCGGAUCUGGGGAUGGGCCGGCAGGACUGGGGCUUCUGUCCUAGGCUGUAGCCCCGGAUUCUCUGGUGAAGACUUUUUUUUUUUUGCUGAAUAUGCUUAUUUGCGUAUGGAAU